This is a messenger RNA of Mesoplodon densirostris (Blainville's beaked whale), 1675 nucleotides long. RefSeq names its product phosphatidylinositol glycan anchor biosynthesis class F (gene PIGF). The coding region runs from base 237 to 965 and encodes 242 amino acids. The record is from RefSeq and is a predicted model, not a curated record. Lineage: Eukaryota; Metazoa; Chordata; Mammalia; Artiodactyla; Ziphiidae. Gene Ontology annotation, cellular component: endoplasmic reticulum membrane. The transcript has 6 exons. Gene Ontology annotation, biological process: GPI anchor biosynthetic process.
CCCGCCUAUCCAACACCUGGAAAGCCGCGGGAGGAAUAAACGCGAGUGGGGAGGCGGGGCUGCCUUCUUGGCCCGCCUCUCCACUUCUGCGAUUGGCUGUGAGGCCUUGGUUCUCCUCCCCACAGGCCUGCGCCUGCGCGAGGCACAGGGUCCGAGUCAAACCUGAUGGUGGGAGGUAGUAACCCUCCGUUCUCUUCCGCGGGCGGGAGAGUUAGAUAGCCACUCAAGAAAACACCAUGAAAGAUACUGACAUCAAGAGACUACUGUAUGUCCAUCUAUUAUGCAUAUUUUCAAUUAUCCUAAGCAUCUUCAUUCCAUCAUUCUUCUUGGAGAACUUCUCAGUACUGGAAACACACUUGACAUGGUUGUGCAUCUGUUCUGUUUCUGUAACUGCCGUCAAUUUAGUAUUGUAUUUAGUAGUGAAACCAAAUGCAUCUUCUAAAAGAAGUUCAUUAUCAUACAAGGUAACCAGAUUUUUGAAAUGCUGUAUCUACUUCCUUAUGUCUUGUUUCUCCUUUCAUGUAAUUUUUGUUCUAUAUGGAGCACCACUAAUAGAGUUGGCAUUGGAAACAUUUUUACUCGCAGUUACUUUGUCCACUUUUACUACUGUACCUUGUUUAUGUUUGUUAGGACCAAACUUCAAAGCGUGGCUAAGAGUUUUCAGUAGAAAUGGGGUUACAUCCAUUUGGGAGAAUAGUCUCCAGAUCACUACAGUUUCCAGUUUUGUAGGAACAUGGCUUGGAGCCUUUCCUAUUCCACUCGAUUGGGGAAGACCAUGGCAGGUCUUAGUUGCGGCUCGCCAGCUCCUUAGUUGUGGCAUGCAAAAUCUUAGUUGCGGCAUGCAUGUGGGACCUAGUUCCCUGACCAGGGAUCGAACCCAGGCCCCCUGCAUUGGGAGUGCGGAGUCUUAUCUGCUGUGCCACCAGGGAAGUCCCUCCAGUUUUCUCUUUAGUGUAAAUUCCUAGGUAAUAAGUGGCUGGGUUAAAUCUCUGAUAUGUAUGUCACUUUCCAAAGGCCCUUGAGGGAUCUGAAUUAUAUGUCUUGCACUUAACUGCCUACUUUUUAAGUCCAUUCUUUGUGCUUUCUAUUAGAUGUUGUGUCUCCUAGACAAAUGAGUUGUUCUUUUACAUUCAGUAAGUCUGGUAGGUUUGCCCUUCUCUACUAUAUGUUAUGGAAAUCCCUGGAGGUUUGGGGUGUGUGGUGUCACUGAUACCCUUCCCAAGGUUAUAAUAUUAAUAAAGGUUUCCUUUGUAUUUUCUUGGCCAUCUCAGUGACCACUGGGAAAUGGGGAUUCAUUUGUACUCAAGUUACAAUCUUAUGGAACUUAAUUUCAUUCAGUAGUGUCAGUGAUUUCUAAAUUGGAGGACAAUCAAAAUCAUUGAAAAGUAUAUACAGGAAAUUGUAUUUUAAUUCCUUAUUUUCAGAUGUAUGCAAUUAAAUCUAAAUACAAAGUAUCGAUAUAUAAAGCACCAUUGGCCCUCAGCUUAUGAGUUGGUAAGGUACUAUGUAAUUAACAUGUUAGUUUGCAUAUAGAUGGAAUAUUUUGGAGUGUAAAAGUUUGAUAUAUUACACUUGUAUAAAUCUUCUCUUUAUAAGACUAUGCAGAAAUAGAUGUUGAAUUAUGGGGAGUAGAUGCCCUUUGUACAAUCUGGGUUUAGGUUUCCGUAGAAAAUAU